GAAACUGCCCGUGGCUCUGUCCCAGGCACUGGAGCAUUGUCCUUCUCUGUGUUAAUGGCUUUUGUCUCUGUUCCAUACAGCAAAUCCGUGCAGAACAAAGUGGACUCCAUUCUGCAAGAUGUGCAGAAAUUCUCCGACAACGACAAGCUCUACCUCUACCUCCAGCUGCCACCUGGGCCAACCCUGGGGGAGAAAAGCAGUGGUAGCCUGGAUGUGAGCUCGCUGAGCACAGCUGAGCACAUGCAUGCUUGCAACUGGAUCCGGAAUCACCUGGAGGAACACACAGGCACCUGCCUGCCCAAGCAGGACGUCUACGAUGCCUACAAGCAAUAUUGCGAUAACCUCUGCUGUCGCCCUCUCAGCGCUGCCAAUUUUGGGAAGAUCAUCCGGGAGAUCUUCCCAAACAUCAAAGCCAGAAGACUGGGAGGCCGAGGGCAAUCAAAAUACUGCUACAGCGGGAUCCGGAGGAAGACAGUGGUGAGCCUGCCUCCCCUGCCUAGUCUGGAUCUCAAAGUGACAGAGACUCAGUCAGAGCUGACGGACCUGGUGCAGUCCUACAACAGUGAGGUGAUGGAGGCAGCCUGUGCCCUGACCUGCGACUGGGCUGAGAAGAUCCUCAAACGCUCGUUCAACAACAUAGUGGAAGUAGCACAGUUCCUUAUCCAGCAGCACAUAAUCAGCGCCCGCUCAGCCGGUGCCGACCUCAUCAUGGCCAUGGCGGUCUCAGAAGGCACAGAGAAGAUCCGCCGUGAUGGUCAGUCUCCGCUGACAGCGAGGAAGAACAGCCUGGAAACGUUGGAGAGCAGCGACAGGAGCCAGGGCCAGAACAAGAAGGAGAGUGGCUCCAAGCCUUCUGUCCUGCCUCAGUCUGAGAAGAAAAAACCCCCUGAGAUGCCCAAGCCCGUGAGUAGCCCCCAAGUGAACGCCCGGGUCGCCCGCCUGCCGCUGCUGCUGCCCCGAGAGAGCCCGGGUCCUGGCCCGCACAUCACGCAGCGCCCCAAGGCCACCAAGCAUCCCCUGGAGCCACCUGGAGAUGCACCCAAACGGCGGCGCGGGCGCCCACGCAAGAAGGCGGAUGAGGUGGGCGGCUGGUUCCCCGAGGAGGCUCCAGCAGGUGCCAAGGAGGCAGCAGGAGAGGGUGACCUGCUCGGCUCCGUGGACGGGGCCGCGCCAGAGCGGGCUGUGGUGCGAGGCUGGGACGAUGCAGCCGCAGAGACAGGAGCCAAUGGCCAUGAGGCUUCUCCGGAGUGUGAGAGCUGCGUGUCUGGUGAGGCUCCGGCCCCCCGCCACGGUGGGGACGGCCCUGUGGCAGCCUCUGUGCCCUGCCAG
Molecule: messenger RNA, 1329 nt
Organism: Tinamus guttatus (white-throated tinamou)
Lineage: Eukaryota; Metazoa; Chordata; Aves; Tinamiformes; Tinamidae
Source: RefSeq, a predicted model, not a curated record